AGGAACGAUUAUUUUAAUUAAUCACUCAAUAAUAUUAUUGGGGAAGUCUAAAACCUAGUAGUCUAGAAGUAGAAUAAUAACGGCUCCUUCCACUGUUGGUUUCACUAACCUUCAAACUUUUCCGAGAUCUCACCUUGACACUCUGAUGCACUGUGUUAAACCCAUCUUUAACUUACAUUAUACGUUUUAUCCUACGGUGAUGUGUUGUGAUAACGUUGCUUAGGUGAAACAAUAAUAUUCAGAAAUUUCGUAACUUUGUUUUGGAUGAAACCUCAUGUUAUAACGAUCACGAGAUGAAGUAGGACAUAAACAACUCAUAAAUAAGAGAAUUACUGUAUAUUCUGUUCCACAUUGACGCAGGAAUUAAAAAUUAUUUUAGUGAAAUGGACAAAUUCACUUCAUUUGAAUCGGUUUAUAGUGAUGAACAAAACAAGUUGAUUGAGAGGGAGUUUCAAAGAAUAAAAGAUGAGCACUUCUUGGACCAUGCUGGAGGAACUCUCUACUCUGAGAAACAGGUGGAUAAUAUUAUGACAGAUCUGAAACAAUCUCUAUUGUGUAACCCGCAUGGCAAAAAUUUUCCGAGCCAGAAAACUGAGGACGCUAUUGAUAUUAUUAGAUUUAGGAUCCUCCAACACUUCCAUACAAACUCCGAAGAAUAUACUGUUAUAUUCACCGCAAACACUACAUCCUCCUUGAAACUCAUAGCUGAAAAUUUCGAUUUUAAAUCCCAAAAUGGGCAGAAAGGUGUUCUGGCGCACCUGGAAGACAAUCACACUUCUGUUCUGGGGAUGAGGAACUACAGUGAAGUUACGAGAUGUGUAACAGUUCAAGAAGCCUUCGAUUUCUUAGGAGCGUCUGUGAUAAAAUACGUACCUCACCAUGUGAACACUAAAUCCCUCUUCGUUUAUCCAGCUCAAUGUAACUUUUCCGGCACAAAAUUUCCUCUGGAUUGGAUUGAAAGGAUUCACAAUGGCCAACUCAACGUUAUUGAAGGAUUGAAUUCGGGAAGUUGGUAUGUUCUUCUCGACGCCGCAACUUUUGUGGGCUCUAAUGAUUUGGAUCUGUCCACGUACAAGCCGGAUUUUGUAACAUUUUCAUUUUAUAAAAUGUUCGGUUAUCCCACUGGUGUAGGAGCUCUUCUAGUAAGAAAUGAAAGUCAAAAAGUAUUACUUAAAAAGUAUUACGGUGGAGGAACUGUAUUGAUGGCCCUAGCAAGGGAGAACGAGGCUAUUCUGAAAACUUCACUCGCAGAAAGGUAUGAAGACGGUACUCUGCCCUACUUAUCAAUUUAUUCCUUGAAUGAAGGUUUCAACACAUUCAUUAGACUGAAAUUAACAAUACAAUCAAUUUCAAAACACGUAUUUAAUUUAGCCAAAUAUUUCUAUACGAAUUUGAUCACGUUACAUCAUGCUAAUGGAAAACCAGCUGCGAUUCUUUAUCAUGACACCACAUUUCAAGAUGCCCGUCAUCAAGGUGGGAUAGUUAACUUCAAUUUGGUUAGAGAAAAUGGCGAAUUUAUUGGUUACUCUGAGGUAAUGCAGAUGUUGAGCUUAAACAAAAUUCAUAUACGCACAGGAUGCUCAUGUAAUCCUGGAGCCUGCCAACGUCAUUUGAAACUCACAUCAGAUGAUAUCAGAAGACACUUUCGUGCUGGACAUGUUUGUGGUGAUCAGAACGAUCUAGUAGAUGGUGUCCCAACCGGUUCAGUGCGCGUGUCAUUCGGCUAUAUGUCCACAAAAGAAAAUGCUGACGCAGCUCUGAGGGUAAUUGAAGAUUGUUUUGUUCAGAAACCAAUAAUAAAAAAACUACCGCAGAAUUGGACAGAAUUGUCAGUAAACUAUGAAAACAGAUUCAGGUGUAAAAGUAUGAAAACUAAAAAUUCACAAUUAAAUGAAUCGCAGCUGAAGAUCCAAGGGCAGAAAAUACCAACUAUAAGUAAAAGCUUGGCAUUAAAUGCCGGGGACGAUAAGUUUGUGACAGGUGUUCUAAAAUACAUCUUUCUAUAUCCAGUGAAAUCGUGCGGAGCUCUUGAAGUGCCAAAAAGUUGGAGGAUAUCCAGUUCUGGGUUGGAAUAUGAUAGAAAAUGGAUGAUUGUGAAUAGUGAUGGAGCUUGUUUAUCACAAAAACAUAAUCCAAAAAUGUGUCUGAUCAAACCAUUCAUAGAUCUGGAGAGAAAAAUGCUGAAAUUGGAAUUUCCAGGUGAGGAGAGCAUCACUUUGCUAUUACACGACCCAGCACGUAAAAAACUGAGUCAAUGUGAAAGUAAAAUAUGCAGAGAUAGAGUGAUUGGAUACGACUGUGGUGAAAUCGUGAGCAACUGGCUGAAUAAAUGUUUGGGAUGUAAAGGACUGAGAUUAAUUCAACAAACUGACCACCAGAUUGCUAGGGUGAACACACAAGGUCAACAUCUCCAGCUAUCUUUCGCAAAUGAAUCACAGUAUCUUAUGGUGAACUUGGCAAGUGUGAAGUGGCUGAGGGAUCGUGUGAAAAAAAACGACGAAAUGUAUUCGGAAGAUUUGAAAUCUUUGGUCCUCAGAUUUAGGCCGAAUAUAGUGAUCGAUUUCGAUGAACCCUUCGUGGAAAACGAAUUGGAGUGUGUUGAUGUUGAUACAAUAUCUUUCAAAACAGUCGGUAGCUGUGCAAGAUGUCAAAUGAUUUGUAUAAAUCAAGUGAACGCUCAGAAAACUAAGGAACCACUAAUAACCCUUGCUAAGGAAUUUCAUGGCAAGGUUAAAUUCGGAGUUUAUCUGGGAAAUGUAGAGUCCGAAGGUACAAAGGAUACCGUUUAUUUAGGAUGCGAUGUGCUAGCAAAGAGGAAGAUGUCCGAUGGAUAAAACUACACCCAAACAAUUAUUCCAUAAAUUCCG
Molecule: messenger RNA, 2867 nt
Organism: Coccinella septempunctata (seven-spotted ladybird)
Lineage: Eukaryota; Metazoa; Arthropoda; Insecta; Coleoptera; Coccinellidae
Gene: mal
Product: molybdenum cofactor sulfurase 3
Exons: 9
Coding region: 384-2834 (816 amino acids)
Biological process (GO): Mo-molybdopterin cofactor biosynthetic process
Molecular function (GO): molybdenum ion binding; molybdenum cofactor sulfurtransferase activity; pyridoxal phosphate binding
Source: RefSeq, a predicted model, not a curated record